Messenger RNA from Gongylonema pulchrum, 1608 nucleotides. The record is from the annotation of a GenBank genome assembly. NCBI's taxonomy places the organism in Eukaryota, Metazoa, Nematoda, Chromadorea, Rhabditida, Gongylonematidae.
AUGGUGAUCCGCGAAAUGAUUAGUGCAGCUAUUCAGGAUAUGCCGGAAGAUGAACGGAUCGUCCAGUUACUGCAAGGAUCUUAUAUAAAUUAUUUCCAUUGCGUUCGCAUAGUGGACAUUCUGAAAGACACGGAGCAGGAUACGAAAAAUUUCCUGGGAUAUUACUCAUCGCGUCGGAUGAAUGAUUGGAUGCAAAUCGAGCAGCUGUAUAAGAAAGGGAACGUAUAUCUAGCGGAAGCUGCACAGAUUUUGCAACGGAUGGUUCAGUACGAAAUUCCGGCUCUCAAAAAGCAAAUUCUGAAAAGUGACCAGAUAAUUGCGGAGUGCGAGAGGAAAGCAAGUGAUUACGCAAAGCAGGCUAUUGAAGGUAAAAAGCAGUAUGAGAAAGAAUUAUUGAAAAUGGGCAUUAAAGAUAUAAAUUAUUUUCAUUGCGUUCGCAUAGUGGACAUUCUGAAAGACACCGAGCAGGAUACGAAGAAUUUCCUUGGAUAUUACUCAUCACGUCGGAUGAAUGAUUGGAUGCAAAUCGAGCAGCUGUAUAAGAAAGGGAACGUAUAUCUAGCGGAAGCUGCACAGAUUUUGCAACGGAUGGUUCAGUACGAAAUUCCGGCUCUCAAAAAGCAAAUUCUGAAAAGUGACCAGAUAAUUGCGGAGUGUGAGAGAAAGGCAAGUGAUUACGCAAAACAGGCUGUUGAAGGUAAAAAGCAGUAUGAAAAAGAAUUAUUGAAAAUGGGCAUUAAAGGAGUCAACCUACGCCAAGAAAUAAUAGCGUUAUUAUCCGAUUUGUCGCCAUUCCAGCAUGAAAUUGUAAAUUUAAUACGGUUGCUGAACGAACCAAUGCAUUAUUACGAGCACUUUCGGAGCUAUCAGCAUCAAGGCCGAGAGCCAGCCGUAGAAUUGCUUCCGCUGUGCCGUUUGCUGAUGGCAAGAGGUGCGGAAGUGACAGUCUACGAAUGGAAAAACGGAUCGGAACCUACACGCAUCGAGAAACCGUCUUUGGAAGUUCUGGCCCGUGACGAGGUAAAAGACGCUGAUGAUGAAAUUGAUUUUGGCGAUGAUCCGAUAUCUUACAAAGAUGAAAUCGAUUUUGGUGACAGCGAUUUGAUGAUUGAAGUUGUAGGCGAUGAGAAAGCUCGUGAUUCGGAUGCAUUAACGGUGCUGGAAAAUCCGGACACCCGACAGCUUGUGUAUUUCGAAUUGAGAGAACUGGAAAAGUUUUUGGAAACGCGUAGAAUGGAUGAAAUUACGGAAAGUGCUUCCGAUAUAUACAUAUCAGGCAUGGAAGAUCGACCGGCGACAGUCCGAAAGGUCACUGUUGGCAAAAUAGAUGACUGGUUGAAAGAAGUCAGCGAGGUGAUAAACAAACUCUGUGAUGCACAGAAGGCACACUUAUUUCGCAUGCGUUCCUCACCUCAGUAUGUGGAAGAGCUUGCUGAAAAGCUGGAACAAAAACGCUCGCUUCAAGGGCGUUAUGAAAAAAUGCAGUCACUUAUGUUUGAGAAGCAGGACGAAGUACGAAACAAUGCGCAGAAAGCCCAAAUACAAUUGAAUGAAGUCUGCGAAGCUACCAAAACACUGCAAAAAGAAGUGAGUCUCACGUUGCAGUAA